AUGGCGUUCGCUAAUUUUAGGAAACGCGAAGAUGAACCGCAAGAGUUCUACGUCCAUUUGAACUCAGUCUGCGAGCUCAAGGCCACACAAGAAACAGAAAUAUUGAAGCAUUUUGUAUCCGACAUGUUGCAUCGGUCUUCGCCGAAUUCACAACGGCGUGCACAUACGUUGAUGAAACUCGCGCCCAGAAUCGAAACGGAGAAUAAAAAGUACAUCAAGGAACGAAUGUAUAGAAAGCUUGCGACCGAAGCACAAAACGCAGUUUUUGGCAAGCCGUAUGCGCCUGACAACGCCACGGACCAGUAA
Molecule: messenger RNA, 306 nt
Organism: Paramuricea clavata
Lineage: Eukaryota; Metazoa; Cnidaria; Anthozoa; Malacalcyonacea; Plexauridae
Source: the annotation of a GenBank genome assembly